UCGCCUAGCCCCCUUCGCUCACAUGUGCACAAAAGGAAAGUCACAACCCAUCCCUAAAAAGUAAAAUCAAACCAUCCCUCUCUAACUUGUUCCUCAAGAAGCUUAAACUACAUAUAAAAACACCCAACAAAAGCAACUGCCUUUAUUCUUCAUUCUUCUUCUUCAAUCUUCAAUCUUCACCAGCAAACCCUAAUUCCCCAAUUUUUCGAAAAUGGAGUGCGUAUUCGGAUUAGUUGGGAAUGGAUUUGCAGUAAUAGCUGCAGAUACAUCAGCUGUCAACAGUAUUUUGGUUCACAAAUCUAACGAAGACAAAGUCAUGAUCCUUGAUUCUCACAAACUCAUGGGCGCUAGUGGCGAGGCCGGCGACAGGGUUCAGUUUACGGAGUACAUCCAGAAGAAUGUUUCUUUGUAUCAAUUUAGGAAUGGAAUUCCUUUAACAACUUCUGCUGCUGCUAAUUUCACUCGUGGCGAACUCGCUACUGCCUUACGAAAGAAUCCAUACUCUGUGAACGUUCUUUUAGCUGGCUACGACGCAGAGACUGGACCAUCGCUGUACUUCAUUGACUACAUCGCAACACUUCACAAGGUAGAUAAGGCCGCAUUUGGCUAUGGCUCCUAUUUUUCUCUCGCCAUGAUGGAUCGGCAUUACCACAGCAACAUGUCCCUCAAUGAAGCUAUCAAAUUGGUUGACGAAUGCAUAGCCGAAAUUAGGUCAAGGUUAGUUGUGGCUCCACCAAAUUUCGUGAUCAAGAUCGUUGAUAAGGAUGGAGCACGGGAAUAUGCAUGGCGCCAAUCAAUCAAAGAUAAACCCACUGCACUACCGUCUGCAGAUCCAAUUACUGCUUCUGCCUGAGAACAGCAGAUCAUAAUAGGCUUUUGGUGAAAUUGUAUGCCCCUAUAUCAUUGAGAUGUUUCCAUUAGUGCUAAAAUUGAUACUAUCAUAUUGCUCAGAGUCCUAGUGACCUGGUAUUGGAAGUGAAUUGCUGUUGUUUUAAGUU
Messenger RNA from Amaranthus tricolor (Joseph's coat), 998 nucleotides. RefSeq names its product proteasome subunit beta type-2-A-like. Gene Ontology annotation, molecular function: peptidase activity. The transcript has 3 exons. Gene Ontology annotation, cellular component: proteasome core complex, beta-subunit complex; cytosol; proteasome core complex. NCBI's taxonomy places the organism in Eukaryota, Viridiplantae, Streptophyta, Magnoliopsida, Caryophyllales, Amaranthaceae. Gene Ontology annotation, biological process: proteasomal protein catabolic process. The record is from RefSeq and is a predicted model, not a curated record. The coding region runs from base 212 to 853 and encodes 213 amino acids.